Molecule: messenger RNA, 1908 nt
Organism: Aspergillus saccharolyticus JOP 1030-1
Lineage: Eukaryota; Fungi; Ascomycota; Eurotiomycetes; Eurotiales; Aspergillaceae
Gene: lap1
Product: putative aminopeptidase
Exons: 3
Coding region: 464-1630 (388 amino acids)
Biological process (GO): proteolysis
Molecular function (GO): metalloexopeptidase activity
Source: RefSeq, a predicted model, not a curated record
GAAGAAGAUCAGCUGGUUGCUUCAGUUUUAAUUUGUGCCAAGUCGUACAGUACCAACGUGGGAUGUGUCUGGCACUAUUAUUUAAGCAGCGCGCAUCUCUGACGCAACAGGGACGGACGGAGGAGUGACGACCUGCCUACUCUCUCUUCUGUUUCCUCAGUGCAACUUUUCAUCGUUAUCAUUCGUCUACCAAAUUGGUGCAGGAUAAUACCGGGUUUCGUAGAUAAAUCCAGAUCUUGCCCACAUCGUGCGCUGCCCUCCCCCUGCUCCAAUUCCUCCCAUCCCUCAGUCGAGUCAAUUCGGAGCUGCUCGGGCAGCUGCUAUCUUCGACAACCCGGUGCAGUCGUGCUUAGCAUCGGUCGCCAGCUGACACUACUGCUUUCCCUCCCUCACCGUUCCUUCGGCCGCAAGUCGUCCCCCCAAAUCACCAGACCUGCUUGCAACAAAUCACCAUAGAAACGCUAUGAAAUUAAUCGCAAGUCUUGCGCUCAGCGCAACAGCUUCCACAGCUGUGUUGGGAGCCUUCUUACCGCAGCAAGAACCAUUAACAGAUCAUAGCAUUCACCACGGACAAGAGCGCUAUCUGAUUGAGCUGGCCCCUUAUCAGACAAGAUGGGUAACCGAGGAGGAGAAAUGGUCCCUGAAAUUGGACGGCGUGAACUUCAUUGACAUCACCGCCGAGCGAAACACCGGCUUCUACCCCACUCUGAACGCCGGCAGCUAUGUGCACUAUCCAGCCAAGAUGGAGCACGCAGAGGAGGUCGCCCCACUCCUCCGCAAUCUGUCCAAGGAUAAUAUGGAGAAGAAUCUGGAUACAUUCACAUCCUUCCAUACUCGUUACUAUCGAUCGGCGACAGGCGUGGAAUCCGCGACGUGGCUCUACAACCGGGUGCUGGAUGUGAUUGAGCAGACGGGCGCCUCGAAGCAUGGUGCGACCGUCGAGCAAUUUGAACACUCCUGGGGUCAAUUCAGCAUCAUCGCUCGAGUGCCCGGGCAGACAAAUAACACUGUUGUCUUGGGUGCCCAUCAGGACAGUAUCAACCUAUUUCUCCCGUCGAUCCUUGCGGCACCGGGUGCUGAUGAUGAUGGAAGUGGCACGGUUACUAUCCUUGAAGGCUUGCGGGCUCUGCUGCAGUCAGAGACUGUUGCCCAGGGGAAGGCUCUCAACACAGUGGAAUUUCACUGGUAUUCCGCCGAAGAAGGCGGCAUGCUGGGUUCUCAGGCUAUCUUUUUCAAGUACAAGAAGGAUAAGCGCGAUGUCAAGGCUAUGCUUCAACAGGACAUGACCGGAUACAUUCAGGGGUCGCUUGCUGCGGGUCGCAAGGAAGCUAUUGGGAUCAUGGUCGACUAUGUCGAUCGGGGCCUGACGCAAUUCCUGAAGGAUGUCGUCAAAGACUACUGCAAAAUCGGGCACAUCGAGACUAAAUGCGGCUAUGCUUGCUCUGACCACACGUCGGCGAGCAAGUAUGGAUAUCCAUCUGCGAUGGCCACUGAGUCAGAGAUGGAGAACAGCAACAAGAAGAUCCACACCACCGAUGAUAGAGUGAAGUAUCUGAGCUUUGAUCACAUGCUGGAGCAUGCAAAGCUAACCGUUGGCUUUGCCUAUGAACUUGCUUUCGCUCCGUUUUGAUGCCAUUUAACGUGACGUUCAAGUUGAAUUUUUGCGCAGACAUUUCAAGGUAUUGACGCCGUGAGUUACACUGGAUGGCAUACUUUGUUAGAUCUGUUCUACCCUAUUUAACUCCCAGCCAAGGAUCUUGCUUCACAUCCACGUAACCCAGCGCGGAACAUGAAUAUAGCCUUCUUGGUUGGAAUCACCUGUGCCCGUAUUGUUAAGCUCCCUUGGUAAUCGGGCUUUCUAUCAAUCAUAAUAGGUAUAUCUUUUCUUUUUUUUUUUUUUUUUUCUUU